Messenger RNA from Zygotorulaspora mrakii, 963 nucleotides. RefSeq lists its product as uncharacterized. The transcript has a single exon. Gene Ontology annotation, cellular component: cytoplasm; membrane. NCBI's taxonomy places the organism in Eukaryota, Fungi, Ascomycota, Saccharomycetes, Saccharomycetales, Saccharomycetaceae. The record is from RefSeq and is a predicted model, not a curated record. Bases 1 to 963 code for a protein of 320 amino acids.
AUGUCGCUUCGAUUGUUUGAUAGAGACCAGAUAGAUGUGACAUUUGAAGAGACUACAGCUAGUUCGACAAGAUUACGAAAGUGGCUCGAUGGCGUUCUAGAUGAUGUGACACACAUGAGGAUCUACAACGUGUCUGUCAUACAUUGGGCAUUGCUUGUUGUGUGGCUUUCUCUUUUGUUGAGCUUUGCUACAGUAUACGGGAGGUUAUACAGUGCUAGUGCGUUGGUUGCUACCCUUUGCGCCAACGUGUUACUCUUCGGAGUGUCUGAUAUCAUGGCGCAAACCAUUCAAAGCUUUCUUUCACACCGAAUAGAUCCACUGAGUCGGGCGUUUGACACUCCUUUUUUCAUUUCAGGGUUGGGCGAUGAGCUGGGCUUCACUAGAAGUGGCGAUGAAGACGAAGAAGUACAAUCUGAUCAUGACUAUACUGAUGGGGAUGAGGAUGACAAUCUUUCAGUUUUCAAUGAUUACGGUUCACCGAUGUCGAAUAGAGCAAUUGCAAACAUAAACUCGAGUGCUGACCUGUAUGAUGCACCGGACGCACCAGAAUCGCAUAUUUUUGCGUUUUAUCGAUGGAUUUGUUUUAUGUUCUGGGGGUUCAUUAUUUCCUUCUUUCAAGUCCCAUGGUACAAAUUUUUAAACUUUUUCUACACAGAAGACCCUAGCAUAAUUCAGGUACUUGAAAGGGUGCUCUCGGAUCAAUUACUUUAUUCUCCCAUCUCACUUUACUGUUUCUUCAUGUAUUCAAAUUAUGUCACAGAAUCUGGUGACGCUGCGACCUUUGAUAAAAAAAUUCAAAGACUGUUCAUCUCCACCUUGGGUUGCAAUUACUUGGUGUGGCCCAUGGUUCAAAUGAUCAACUUUUCAAUUGUUCCUAAACAUCUUCAAGUGCCAUUUAGUUCCUCAGUGGGGAUACUUUGGAACUGUUUCUUGUCAAUGAGAAAUGCAUCCGAGCCAUCUUAG